Messenger RNA from Paramecium pentaurelia, 2660 nucleotides. The record is from the annotation of a GenBank genome assembly. NCBI's taxonomy places the organism in Eukaryota, Ciliophora, Oligohymenophorea, Peniculida, Parameciidae.
AUGAAAAGCCUUUGUUGUUAUUUUGCUGUCUCAUUUGGGAUUUCUAUAAUACAGGCUAUUACUUAAGUUGAGGCAAUAUAAAUAAUCAGAUUAGUCUGUUGUAUACUGAAUUUAAUUGCAUUAAAAAUGAAUAAAUAUGUUAGCUAAGGAAUUUUAGUACACAAAGUAAUACUAUUUUUAUGUGGAGUAUUAUCUCAACAAAAUGAAAGUAUUUUAUAAUUUGCUAUGGAUGAUUAUUUCAGUCAAAAGAUUUUAAAUUCUAAGAAUUUCAUGACAUUAUGGAGAUUAUUUAGUAGUUUAGGAGCAAUGCUAUUAGCUUAUCUUAAAUAUCAAUACUAUGAUUAGGUAUAACUUACUCUAACUCUUUUUAUUCCAUUAAUGCAUUUGAUUCCUCAAUUACCCUAAAUUUAUCGAUAAUACUGGUAAGCAAAGUAAGAAGAACAAGGUUAUUCUUUGAGUCCCAAACCAACCACAAGAGAGUAUGCAUAAAUUCGAUCAAAAUUUGAAGAAAUGAAUUUCAUUGAAACAAACUUAGAUUAGAAUAACAAAAUAGAUAUAGACUAAUUAAUUCGUAAAAUAGCAUAUAGUCAAGAUAAAUAAUUUGUCUUAUAAGAGAUUAAUAUAUUUAAUGAAUAAGUUUGGAGAUUGAGAAUGAAUGCUAUGCCAAUUGGUAUUUGUAUAAUUAGCAAUUAAAUUAAGCCAAAAUUCAUGAAUAAUACAUUAAUUAAUUUGAUAAAAAAAAAUUGUAUUGAUGAAAAAGAUGAAAGUCUUGAAUCAAUUUAUGAAUUAUUUAUGAAAAGCUUAUUAUUUAAAAGGAUUGAUUUUGCUGGAUCUUAUGAUUUACCUUAAUCAGCAAUUCUAAAACAUGAAAAAAAUUUAUAAAACAAAAUAUAAUAAAAUGAAUAGUUUUUAUAAGAAGAUCAUUACUGUCUUUUUGAUCUAAUAAAAAAAUUAGAAGAAUAAUAAUUAGAUAGAUAUUUUAAUAAUUAAGAUUAAAUAAUAGAAUUAUUUUCUACAUUUGAAAGUCCAGUUAAUUAAAAAUAAAUAUUUUUUGAUUGUCGUGUUUUAUUUUAAGAUAGAUAGAAUAUUGAUUAUAUGAUAAUUAUUUAGGAUUUCACUAAAUAAAAUGAAUUAUCAAAAUUAGAAGAAUAAAAUAAAUUCAAAACUAAAGUUGUAUAAUCAUUUUCUCAUGAACUCAGAACUCCUCUUAAUAGUGCUACUAUCUUUUUAAGAUCAGCCAUUGGAGAUACAAAUUUGAAUAAAGUUAUUAAAGAAUAAUAUUUAUAACCAUGUUUGUCUGCUUUAAAAUUAUAAAAUCAUUUAAUUAAUGAUAUUAUUGAUUUUAGUUAGAUAAAUGCAAAAUUAUUAGAUUUGAAAUUCAGUUAAUUUGAACUUUCUAAAAUAAUAAAAGAAGUUACUGAAUAAUUUAAAUUUUAAUUCGAAUUUAAAUAAAUUGGACUAGCUUUUGAAAUUACUAAACCUAUAUCUCUAUUAACUUAAAUAAAAACAGAUUACUAAAGAUUAUUAUAAUUAUUAACAAACAUUAUAUAAAAUGCACUUACUUUCUCUGAAAAAGGAUAUGUAUUAGUGACUAUAAACAGUUUUGAAAGAAAUGAAAUAACAUUUUCUAUAAAAGAUGAAGGUAUUGGAUUAACAAAAAAGUAAUUGUAUUCAAUAAGAUAAAUAAUAAAUUAAGAAUAAUAGACAACAAUAAAAACAUAAGAAUGGUAAGGAUUUGGUUUAAUCAUAUGUUAAAUGUUAUUAAGAUACUUAUCACCAAUAAAUAGAAAUAGUAUAUAAAUUGAAUCAAAUGGUUAAGAUUCUGGAACAAUGGUUUCCUUUAUAAUAUCUAAUCAUAUUUCAGCUUAGACUUAAGAGUAGGUUUAUAAUUAAAGUUCUAAAAGAAUGCUUCCAAGAAUGAGAAGUAUGCCUAAUUUGAGAGCAGAAUAUGGAUUAUUAAUUUGUAUCAAAUCAAAAUCUCCUAGUAAAAUAUUGUUAUCAAAAACAAAUGAUCCAGAGGAAUGUGAUUUAUCAAGUUCCUCAAUACGUGAGGUUGGGGAUAAAGUAAGUCGUUAUCAAAUAAAACAUUGUUCAAUUGAAAUUUUGAAUAGAAGAAGUCCUUCAAAUUAGAGUCCAAGGAAAAAAUUAUCUAUUUGUUAAAGAAAUAGAGGAGGAUCUUAUUAAUUAUCUGCUAAUGAGACUGGUUUAAGUAAUUGUUAAUAAGGUUUACCAUGUUGUAAUACUAUUUUAAGUGUUGAUGAUGAAGUAUUUAAUCAAAAAUCAUUACAAUUAUUAUUAAGAUAAUAAGGUUUUAAUGUAGAUAUUGUAAAAAAAUUAUAAUGUUAAGUUAGGUAUUUAAUGGGAGACAAGCUAUUGAAAAAGUCUUACACCCAUUUAAAUGUUGUCCAUCUUGUAUUGGCUAUCGGUUUAUAUUAAUGGAUUGUCAAAUGCCUAUUUUAGAUGGUUGGAUGACUACUAAAAGAUUGAGAGGAAUGAUGUUAAAUGAAUAAAUACCUACCAUCCCAAUUAUUGGAUUGACGGCUUUUACUAGCAAUGAAGAUGUAGAGAAAUGUAAAGAAGCAGGAAUGAUAAACAUUUUACAUAAGCCAUUGGAUAUCUCAAAAUUUCAUUAGAUAUUAGCUGAACUUCAUAUUAUUUGA